AACAAAUUUGCCGCUGAUUUUCUUCAACUCUGUUUUUAUAAUAGAUUCUGAAUUUUUUUUUGAAACAAUCUGCAUCUUGAACUUUAAUGACUACUUCCUUAAUUACUAAACAGAAUGAAGCCAAAAUAUAUCCCUUCAGAUUGGCAAAGAAAUCUAUUAAUGUGGUUUAGUUAGUAGUAUAUAUUGAAAUAAAGCUUUCUACGGCAUAAAUAUGCAAACUCCUCAAGUAGUUCCAGUCCAACGGUUCUCUUAUGUGCCUAAAUUCCAGCCACCUGCAUUUCAAAAACAAAAUCAUGUUGCAUUCCCAGCCCAUCGACAGCAUGCACAAACAGCAAACCAAGCAAUAGAGUUUGAUGGGAAAAGGCUCAGGAAAGCUGUUACUCGUAAAACUGUAGAUUAUAAUUCAGCUGUGAUUAAACAUUUGGAAGCUCGAGUAUGGCAAAGAGACUACCGAGACAGAAGAGCUAUGCAACCAGAUCCUGCAUAUUAUACAGAGAUGACUCCUCCAUUAAGUAUGCCUGACAAUCCUAUAAAUUCAGUAACUACUAAAUUUGUUCGAACUUCCACAAAUAAAAUGAGAUGUCCUAUAUUUUGUGUCGCAUGGACACCUGAAGGUAGGAGAUUGGUUACUGGAGCUUCUAGUGGGGAAUUCACAUUAUGGAAUGGGCUGACUUUUAAUUUUGAAACUAUCUUACAGGCUCAUGAUUCACCUGUAAGGUGUAUGGUUUGGAGUCACAAUGAUGUUUGGAUGGUCACUGGUGACCAUGCAGGCUAUGUAAAAUAUUGGCAAAGCAAUAUGAAUAAUGUAAAGAUGUUUCAAGCCCACAAAGAGCCUUUGAGAGGCAUUAGUUUUUGCCCAAUUGAUACCAAAUUUGUUACUUGCUCUGAUGAUGGCACAGUACGCAUUUGGGAUUUCUUAAAGUGUUUUGAAGAAAAGAUUCUUAGAGGUCAUGGUGCUGAUGUUAAGUGUGUUGACUGGCAUCCUCAAAAGUCACUUAUUGUGUCUGGUAGUAAAGACAGUCAACAGCCUAUUAAACUGUGGGAUCCUAAAAGCGGGCAGUCCCUCGCAACAGUACAUGCUCACAAAAAUACUGUGAUGGACGCACGGUGGAAUAAAAAUGGAAACUGGCUAUUGACAGCUUCUCGUGAUCACUUAAUUAAGUUAUUUGAUAUUAGGAACAUGAGUCAAGAAAUGCAAACGUUUAGGGGUCACAAAAAAGAAGCCACCACUUUGGCGUGGCAUCCUACUCAUGAAGGCCUUUUUUCUAGUGGAGGAUCAGAUGGAUGUGUUAUGUUUUGGGUUGUUGGUGCUGAUAAAGAAGUUGGAUGCAUGGAACAGGCUCAUGAUUCUUGUGUGUGGUCUUUAGCAUGGCAUCCACUGGGUCACAUUUUAUGUUCAGGAUCUAACGAUCACUCUAGUAAAUUUUGGACAAGAAAUCGUCCAGGUGAUCGAAUGCGGGAUAAGUACAACUUAAAUACUCUGCCUAAGGGACAAGAAGAUGCUGCAGAUUAUGAUGACUCAAACACAAUUUCGUCUAUUCCUGGCAUGGGCUUAGAAUAUGGUCUUCCUGAUCACUUAAAGCAGCAAGACAACAGUUUUGAGGAUGAAGUUAUGCACAUACCUGGAUUGGAUUUCACGACUGAAGAAUCUGCCACAGAAAAAUCAACACAGCAAAAGAAAACUCCUUUUGCUAAGCCUAUACCGAAACAGUUCCAGCAGCAAUGGAUGGAGAGCAAACAGCCUUUACUUCUUGCACCACCUCCAGAGAGUCAAGAACGUAGCAAUGGUCAGAUACAAGCAGCGCCAGAGAAGAAACAACGAAUGCCAGCGCCUGAGCAAUUUCAUGUAAAUUCCAGAAGUGAAAAUCAGUAUCCUGAGCAAGUCAUCCAACCACCACGACCUGCAUUAUUGGGAGAAAGACCCAUAGAUCAAAAUCAAGUGCCUGUUUUGCCGCAGCAUGAAAGUGGACUGAAGCCUUCAAAUGAUAUGUCUUAUCAGGAAAAUGAAAACUUCCCACAUAACAUGAAUGCUGGCACCCAUGAUGCAUGGCGUUCUUACUCCGAACAUCCCACUGACAUGGAUGUGCAACACAGAGAAAUGCAAGACAAUAUGCAUCGAGAAAACGGAGCCUCGAUACAAAAUCGUGAAAUGAGGCCCGGUUUCGAACCCACUAACAAUUCAAUCAGCCCCAACCGAGGCAGACAGGAACGAUUUCCUCAGCCGCCAUCGAUGGGCGAUGAGGAUUUCAGGUCGGAAAAUGUUUCACGAAAUGGACCACCUUCCCACUAUGGACCAGAUGGACGUUAUCCCGCUGGUGACGUUGACCUUAGGAAUAAUCACAUGGGGCCAGGACAAGAUGACAUGGGUUACCGUGGUGGGCAUAAGCAUGCAUGGACUGAUGGCCCCAUGCGGGAAGAGUCUUACCCUCAAAGAAUGGAUUAUGAUGGCCCUCCACCUUCUGAUUUUAAUAAUUCUAGAAUGCACAUGAGGCCACCUGCUAACCAAAUGUUCCACAACAGUAGGGGUAAUAGGGGUCAUUACCGGGGCAGAUCCUCUCCGUACCGCAUAGUAAAUAGGGGAAGAGGAGGCAGAGGAGGAUUUUCAAGUUAAUGUGCUGUCACUGUGUUUUUAGAAUAUUGACAAAAAUUUGUAAUAUAUAUAUAUACAUAUAUUCAUCUGACAGUUUUUAUUUUCUCUUUCUGCAAAAAUUUCCUCCAUGGCAAGCUUUAUCAGCAAAGAUGAAAGUACUAAUAUAUUCGUUGGAAAAUGAACUUAUAAUUUCAAGAAAGAUAUUUUGCUAUUUACUUUUCUUUAUGUUGUGCGGCGUGAUUAUAUAAAACUUAAGUUUCGCAUUUUUCCCCUUGAAGAAUUCAGUCUUCCUUUCAUCGAUUUUUUGUUAUUGCAAAACCUGCCUUCCUUUCAUUUUCAGAUGAAAUAAUAUAUAUUUUUUAAUUAUUAAAAUGAUUUUAUUUCUGAGAAUAAUUCAAUGAUUUCUUUUCAGUAGCAACUGUAAGCUAUCUUGU
Uloborus diversus is the source of this 3024-nucleotide messenger RNA. RefSeq names its product pre-mRNA 3' end processing protein WDR33-like. The record is from RefSeq and is a predicted model, not a curated record. Gene Ontology annotation, cellular component: mRNA cleavage and polyadenylation specificity factor complex. Gene Ontology annotation, molecular function: protein binding. NCBI's taxonomy places the organism in Eukaryota, Metazoa, Arthropoda, Arachnida, Araneae, Uloboridae.